AUGCCAUUACCGGCAGCACCUGUUAUAGUAUACGUUGCCGCCGGCAGUACCUGCAUUACCUCAUUCAGCGCGUGUGUUUGUGUAUGGCGAUCAACGAAUGCCGCGGUCCAAACACUGAAGAUCAACAUAAAAAAGAACAAGAUUGAAAACCUCGAGAACGCCUCGACCGAUCUUCGUGAAGCGAUCAACUCUCUCCUCGAAAUCCUACCAACCAGCGAAGCUGGUCGAAGAACAUCUGUCGAGUUUCGAAAGCGCCUGAGCGACGCAGCCGGAUACUUGAGCAGCCGUAUGCACCAAGCGGAAGCGCUACCUCAGAAAAAACAACACGAAGCCAGGUUGUCUGCAUACAACGACAACAUAGACACUCUGUUGAUUAUCAACAACGAGCUUGGCAGGGUUUUGGGCGCUGGAUUGGGCAACAAUGCCGUCUCGGUGUUCGCAGACCAAGCGCCUCUCACGCAGCAACAGCCCGAAAGGCAGAACUUGGUCAUGAGUUAUGAUGAUCCAUUUGCUGAUCCCCUGUCAAACCCGUGGUCAGACUCGUAA
Messenger RNA from Neoarthrinium moseri, 546 nucleotides. RefSeq lists its product as uncharacterized. The record is from RefSeq and is a predicted model, not a curated record. NCBI's taxonomy places the organism in Eukaryota, Fungi, Ascomycota, Sordariomycetes, Amphisphaeriales, Apiosporaceae. The transcript is spliced from 2 exons. The coding region runs from base 1 to 546 and encodes 181 amino acids.